ACAUUAGUAAACAGGAAUCUUUGGCUUAUAUUUGAUUAAAAUAUUUAUUAAGUUUAGCGCUGACGCUAUAGACGGCGCCAACAUGACUACGCUGUCUCGUGCAAGCAUUGAAAAGGCGUUUAAAAGCGACGAGAAGAUCCUAGCUGCAGCCACUAAAAUUUCACAAGAGCUCACGAAUGGUGACUACCACUUUGAGGCGUUGGCUGAUGAGCUGGGCUUUGCCAUGACCUCUGCGGAUCUUAAUCAGCGCAUAGCGGGCACCAAGUUCUUAUCAGCUGUGCUGAAUGCACUCCCCAAGGAUUAUUUAAAUGCCAAAGAAUUGAAAUACAUGACUACCUACUAUGUGAAUGGACUACGUGAUCAUCAUGGAGUCAUAUCCGCGCUUAUUGAUGGUCUACAUGCGCUAGUUUCGAUGCAGAGCCUGCCUGCUGAAAAUGUGCCGGAGCUACUACGCGCCUUCUUCCAAUACACCAACAGUCAGUCGCAGACGCGCACAGAUCGCACCAAGCUGUUCAACAUAUUCCAGUAUCUCAUACAGCAUUUUCCAACAGAGCUGACGGAAAUGUCUGACUUUUUGAGCGGGCUUGUCGAGUCCAUUGAUGGCGAGCGUGAUCCACGCAAUUUGGAUAUUAUAUUCAGCUUUAUGCCACAAUUUAUGGCUGACUUUCCGCUGCAGCAUUUAGCUGAGGAAUUGUUUGAAAUCUUUGCCUGCUAUUUUCCCGUUGACUUCAAUCCCAGCAAACAGGACCCAGAGGCUGUGACGCGUGAUGUGCUGUCCGAAAAGUUAUCCAAUUGUCUGGUGGCCAACGAACAGUUUGCUGCAUGGACAGUGGCAUUAGCUUUGGAAAAGCUGGAUAGCGAGCUGCUGGUGGCCAAACUGGAUUCCAUUGAGCUUCUGCGCAAAGCAGCAUUAAGAUUUGCGCCCACUGCACUGGAGCCGCACUUUACGGAAAUCUGGCAGGCGCUGAAAAUGGAAACCUUUCCCGGCUCGGACAAUGCCGAAGUGCAGCGUGCGGCGCUCAAAGCGCUGGCAGAGUUGCUUAAGGCCGCCGCCAAGGAGUCAACAAUAAGCCACAAUUACCAAGCUGCCAUCUUGGGCGUGGUGCUGCCGCAUCUCAGCGAUGUGCAUCAACGUUUGUAUGAGCCUGCUGCCAAAAUUGCGCUCAUGUGCGUAUCCGGCGAUGCUGCAUACGCGGGCGAUAAGAUACUUCAUACCAUACUCUUAAAGUUGCAAGAAAGCAAGCAGCAAUUGCCGCAGGAUGAGCAGCGCCUGCAGUUUUAUCGUUUGAUCACCGAAGUGUAUCGCAUGGCAGACAUGAGACAAGCGCUGCAGCAGCUGGAUCGCGCCAUAGCGUUGCCGCUCCAGGAUGACGUCAUUGCAGUGCUGCGUAUAUGCGAGAGCGAAAGUUUGGAGGGCAGCGAGCAGCAGCUGGAGCUGCCUACAGCGGCUGUUAAAGUGCUGAGCGAGUGUGCGCCUGUGCUAAGCGAGCCGCAGCGCGCCUUGAUCUACAAGGCGUUGGUGCAUAUCAUAAGUCAUCCGCGCAUUGAUUUGGAAUUCAAAACGUUGACUGUUAGCCUGGGCGCACUGCAGCCCGUGGAGCUGCAAUCCAAUGUACUAGACGUCUGUCUCAGCAGCUUUGCUGUGUAUUCUCAGUUUAUAAAGCGUAAAGUGUAUGCAAAUUUGUUGCCACUUCUGCCGCUAAUCGCUUUUACUCAACGCAUAUUGGAUUUGAUACUCAAGCAAUUAUUUACACCCACCACAGUGGAGCCGUCACGACGUCUGGCUUUGGAAGCUUUUAUUGCUCUGUUGCAGCAGCAAGAUCAGCGAUUUAUUGUCGAGCUGCAGCAGGAGUGUAAUCUUAUAGAUAAGCUUAUAAAGCUGGCGCAAAAUGAUACGGAAAUGCCCAUGGAAAAUCUGGAGCUGGUGGCUGCCUCCCUGAGUCGCCUCAUGCAACAACUGCCAGUGUCGGAGCAAAGCGCCAUUGUCAGCGAAUAUUUGCCAGAGCUGCAGCUGGAGCUGGCAUCGCAUCUGUUUGUGGCGAAAGGACUACUGGGCUUUCUGCACAAGGACAUCUCGCUGGAUGAUCAUUUCGAGCGUCUGCUCAAUGAUCUAACUGAGCUCACUUUGACUUCCAAGGACCCAAAACUACGCACUAUAGCCAAUCAUUUGCUCUGCAGCAUGGUUAAUAAAAUGGAGCACACACCAGCCAAUCAAAGCCAUUUGAAACGCACUUUAAGUCGGCUUAUGGCGGAGGUCAAAAAGGGCGAUGCUUGCGCUGUCGAAGUGCUGGGCUGGAUUGCCAAAGGAUUGGUUAUUGCGGGUUUCGCUGAAGCCAGCGAUAUUGUUGGAGAUCUCGGCGAUCUCCUUAAGCAUCCCACCUUGUGCCAUGCUGCGGCUUUGGCUUUUGAUGUAAUUGCUGUCGAGAAUCCAGAAUUGGAUCUGCCCGUUGUCAAGUUUCUGUAUAAGCAGAAACUCUUCCAAACUAUUCUGAGCAAACUGGACGCCAAGUUGUUGAGCAUUUGUCUGCAUCAUAUGAAUGCCUUAAUCUAUGUACUAAAGGCAACGCCACAUUCGGUGCUUAAACUUAAUAUUGAGAAGAUUGGACCAUUGCUGUUUAAAGUGCUGGAGUCGCACAACUCUGUGAAAACACUUUGCAUAGCCUUGGGUAUUUGCGAAAACUUUAUCAAGCAUCAGGAUGCGUAUUUCCAGGCACACUUGACGCAUUUUAUACCCAGCUGCCUGGAGCUCUCUAUAAAGAAGCAGGAUCAGAAUAUGCCAGUGCGCAUUGCUGCACUGCAGCUGCUUUAUGAUAUAACCAAGUAUCCUACGUUUGUGCUGCUGCCACAUAAGGUGGAUGUAACGUUGGCGCUAGCUCCGACCUUAGACGACCCUAAGCGUCUGGUGAGGAAUAUGGCAGUACAGGCACGCAACGCUUGGUUCCUGGUAGGUGAGCCUGGAGGUGAUUAGCGAGUCCUCAUCAAGUUCGUUGUUACUGUUAACUCAGUUAACGCACAAAUUGCAAGCAUUUGUCAUUUAUUAUGUUUUCCUCUGAAAUACAAAUAUAUUUCUUUUAUAAAUGAG
Messenger RNA from Drosophila busckii, 3082 nucleotides. RefSeq names its product MMS19 nucleotide excision repair protein homolog (gene Mms19). The record is from RefSeq and is a predicted model, not a curated record. The coding region runs from base 83 to 2968 and encodes 961 amino acids. NCBI's taxonomy places the organism in Eukaryota, Metazoa, Arthropoda, Insecta, Diptera, Drosophilidae. Gene Ontology annotation, biological process: iron-sulfur cluster assembly. The transcript is spliced from 6 exons. Gene Ontology annotation, cellular component: cytosolic [4Fe-4S] assembly targeting complex.